Messenger RNA from Dipodomys spectabilis (banner-tailed kangaroo rat), 4208 nucleotides. RefSeq names its product SLIT and NTRK like family member 4 (gene Slitrk4). The transcript has a single exon. The coding region runs from base 64 to 2577 and encodes 837 amino acids. NCBI's taxonomy places the organism in Eukaryota, Metazoa, Chordata, Mammalia, Rodentia, Heteromyidae. Gene Ontology annotation, cellular component: glutamatergic synapse; membrane. Gene Ontology annotation, biological process: positive regulation of synapse assembly; regulation of presynapse assembly; axonogenesis. Gene Ontology annotation, molecular function: protein binding. The record is from RefSeq and is a predicted model, not a curated record.
UUUUAUUUUUUAGAUUAUUUCUCUUUAUUCAGAAGCAUAAAGUUGUUUGCUGAUUGCAAGAAGAUGUUUCUUUGGCUCUUUCUGAUUUUGUCAGCCCUGCUUUCAUCGACAACUGCAGAUUCUGAUAUAUCGGUGGAAAUUUGCAAUGUGUGUUCCUGCGUAUCAGUUGAGAAUGUUCUCUAUGUGAACUGUGAGAAGGUUUCAGUCUACAGACCCAAUCAACUGAAACCCCCAUGGUCUAAUUUCUAUCACCUCAAUUUCCAGAACAAUUUUUUAAAUAUCCUUUAUCCAAAUACAUUCUUGAAUUUUUCACAUGCAGUAUCCCUGCAUCUGGGAAAUAAUAAACUGCAGAACAUUGAGGGAGGAGCCUUUCUCGGGCUCAGUGCAUUAAAGCAGUUACACUUGAACAACAAUGAAUUAAAGAUUCUCCGAGCUGACACUUUCCUUGGCAUAGAGAACUUGGAGUAUCUCCAGGCUGACUACAAUUUAAUCAAGUAUAUUGAACGAGGAGCCUUCAAUAAGCUCCACAAACUGAAAGUUCUCAUUCUUAAUGACAAUCUGAUUUCGUUCCUUCCUGAUAAUAUUUUCCGAUUCGCAUCUUUGACCCACCUGGAUAUACGAGGGAACAGAAUCCAGAAGCUCCCUUAUAUUGGAGUUCUGGAACACAUUGGCAGGGUUGUUGAGUUGCAACUGGAAGAUAACCCUUGGAACUGCAGCUGUGAUUUGUUGCCCUUAAAGGCUUGGCUGGAGAAUAUGCCAUAUAACAUUUACAUAGGAGAAGCUAUCUGUGAAACUCCCAGUGACUUAUAUGGAAGGCUUUUAAAAGAAACCAACAAACAAGAAUUAUGUCCUAUGGGCACAGGCAGUGAUUUUGAUGUGCGCAUUCUGCCUCCAUCUCAGCUGGAAAAUGGCUACACCACUCCCAAUGGUCACACUACUCAAACAUCCUUGCACAGACUUGUGACCAAACCACCGAAAACAACCAAUCCUUCCAAGAUCUCUGGAAUCGUGGCAGGCAAAGCCCUCUCUAAUCGUAAUCUCAGUCAGAUUGUGUCCUAUCAAACAAGAGUGCCUCCUCUUACACCAUGCCCAGCACCUUGCUUUUGCAAAACACAUCCUUCAGAUUUGGGGCUGAGUGUGAACUGCCAAGAGAAAAAUAUACAGUCCAUGUCUGAGCUGACACCAAAACCUUUAAAUGCCAAGAAGUUGCAUGUCAAUGGCAAUAGCAUCAAAGAUGUGGACAUUUCAGACUUCUCAGAAUUUGAAGGGCUGGAUUUGCUCCAUUUAGGCAGCAAUCAGAUUACGGUGAUCAAAGGAGAUGUAUUCCACAAUCUUACUAAUUUACGCAGGCUGUAUCUCAAUGGUAAUCAAAUCGAAAGGCUGUAUCCUGAGAUAUUUUCAGGCCUUUAUAACCUGCAGUAUCUGUAUUUGGAAUACAAUUUGAUUAAGGAAAUCUUAGCAGGCACCUUUGACUCCAUGCCCAAUUUGCAGUUACUGUAUUUAAACAAUAAUCUCUUGAAGAGCCUGCCUGUUUACAUUUUUUCUGGAGCACCUCUUGCUAGACUGAACCUGAGAAACAACAAAUUCAUGUACCUGCCUGUCAGUGGAGUUCUUGAUCAGCUGCAGUCUCUUACACAGAUUGACUUGGAGGGCAACCCAUGGGACUGUACUUGUGACUUGGUAGCAUUAAAGCUGUGGCUGGAAAAGUUAAAUGACGGGAUUGUUGUGAAGGAACUGAAAUGUGAGACACCUGUUCAGUUUGCCAGCAUCGAACUGAAGUCCCUCAAAAAUGAAAUCUUAUGUCCUAAACUUCUAAAUAAGCCAUCUGCACCAUUCACAAGCCCUGCACCUGCUAUUACAUUCACCACCCCAUUGGGUCCCAUUCGAAGUCCUCCUGGGGGGCCAGUGCCUCUGUCUAUUUUAAUCUUGAGUAUACUAGUGGUUCUCAUUUUAACUGUGUUUGUCGCUUUUUGCCUUCUUGUUUUUGUGCUACGACGCAACAAGAAACCCACAGUGAAGCACGAAGGUCUGGGGAAUUCUGAAUGUGGCUCUAUGCAACUGCAGCUAAGGAAGCACGACCACAAAACCAAUAAAAAAGAUGGACUGAGCACAGAAGCCUUCAUCCCACAAACCAUAGAACAGAUGAGCAAGAGCCACACCUGUGGGUUGAAAGAGUCUGAAACUGGGUUCAUGUUUUCAGAUCCUCCAGGACAGAAAGUCAUGAUGAGAAAUGCUGCUGACAAGGAGAAGGAUUUAUUACACGUGGAUACCAGGAAGAGACUGAGCACAAUUGAUGAACUGGAUGAAUUAUUCCCGAGCAGGGAUUCCAACGUGUUUAUUCAGAAUUUUCUUGAAAGCAAGAAGGAGUAUAAUAGCAUAGGUGUCAGUGGCUUCGAGAUCCGCUAUCCAGAAAAACAACAAGAUAAAAAAACCAAGAAGUCCCUGAUAGGCGGAAACCACAGUAAAAUUGUUGUGGAGCAGAGGAAGAGUGAGUAUUUCGAACUGAAGGCAAAACUUCAGAGUUCCCCUGACUACCUACAGGUCCUCGAGGAGCAAACGGCGUUGAACAAGAUCUAGGUCAUGCAUUCUAACUUCAUACAGAGGACAUUUAUUUAAUGAUGAAAGUGCCUUUUGUUGACUUCUAACUCCCAAAUACUAUAUUAUCAAUAGGCAUAGAGGCAGGUGUUUCCAAGGUUGUCUCAUUAACUGUAGCUGCAAAGAUGUAUCAAGUAGAAGAGAAUUUCCUUAAUAGAUUUUACUACAGAAAACCUAUACUGUGGAGUCCUGUGGGGAUACUGCAAAUUCUAUUGCCAAAGGGAUGCUUUAUACACGUAAUACACUGAAUUUAACCUCGAGAGGCAAAUUCGUUUUGUACCCCAAUACAAAACCUUCGUCUCUUUGUGCUUUGUGAAGCAAGCUCAAGAAAACUGGUACCAGUGUUUGUACUUCAACUGGGUCCUUCAUCUUGCACGUAGAUUAAGUUGGUGGAACUGGAAUAAUCCUUUUGAUUUGUGGCAUUGUAACAACUCUGUGUAAAGAUUAUCUGAAAAGUGUAAAAAAAAAAAAAAGCAUGCAAAGAGAGAACAUUCGAUAGUAUUUGUAAAUCGGUAACCUUUAUGGCCUGCAUCUUGAAACCGCUGGAUUUAUAACGUUAAAUUGUGCAGAUACUUGUUUAAAAUAUACCAUGCAUUAAGUAUAAAAUAAAUUUGAACACUUUAAGCAUUACCUGUCUAUACAUAAAAUCCUAAAAGAGAAAAAAAACCCCACGUGAGUAACAUAGCAUUUGUGGUGAUCUGAAGAAAUGCGUGAUGUUUAUCAAAAUUAAAAAAUGGCUCAAAUUAAUCUAACCCUAGAGUUUGUUCUCAGUUAUGUGAAAACCCCACAAUCCUUAAAGGUUGUCCAAAAUUAGCAAAGUGCUUACCGUGUGAGCGCAGUCAAAGCUAUUUUUGUAACAUAAUUCAUAUUUAUGAAGUACUUUGUAUACUAAAUAGGAAAAUAUGUACUCCUUAAAAAUGUAUUUACUAUGCUUGACUUAUUUUCCUGAUCACAGCAAAUUUAUCAGUAAGUGUAAAAUUUAGAUAGAAAAAAAUACUUAACUGAAAUGAAAGCAAAUGGUGUACAGAAAUAUUUUGGACUUUGUGAUCAGGUAUAAUUUAAAAUUAGAAAAAAAAAGUUUAAAAAAAUCAAAAAAGAAACAAAAAUACAAAGAAUAUAAAAAUAAAAAUCAGUUUUGUGCUAUUCUUGUGAAUUUAACAUAUUAUAUUCAGAUUUGUUAACAAGUGUGCAUUUUAAAAUAGGCUCCUUAGUUUCAUAGUAUUGUGUCUAGAGCACUGGUCAUUUGCCAUCAGUUGUCUUGCUUUUCAGGAUUCUAUGAGAUUAAUUCAAGUAGUUUUCACUAUGAGUAUUUAAAACAACUAAUGACUAAGCUUAAUAGUAUCUUGUAUGCAUCUGUAUCCUGGUCUUUCAUCAUUAUGACUACUAUCAGAUAAUCUAGUAGAACUACAAACAUCAUAGUAGUCUCGGCUAUCAAAGCCACACUGUAACAUUUGCAUUGGACGCAGAUGAGCUCACAGUCUGCAACUACAGUGAUAUGUCCCUGUGUUUGCUCAUGCUGUUAAAUUGUAAGUAAAAACUGGUCAAAGGAAUUAAGUAUUUGAGAACAGGUUAAUAUGUGAAGAAUUUUAAGAGCUCCCAAUUGCAAAGUGAUA